CGACGACAGUUUUCUUACGACUUUCUCUUACGCUUUACGGCAGCGAUUCCACAUGGUCGCUCGUGUUGUGAGCUCGCCGGAGUUUUAAAUCAGAUCGGAAUUGGCAUUUAACUUCAAGUGUAGCCCAAAAACAUUAAAACAUGGGAAAGACUAAAAACAACAAAUUCAAGCGGCCGUCGUUUUCGCCCGAUGGUCUUUCAGCAGCUCCUGUUAAACAGACUGGUGAAGAAUCAGAAGAUGAAGACUCUCCGGCAGCGGAGCUACUCGAUAAAUUGCAGAGUCCAUCAGCUGAUGUGCGGGAGUACGCGUGUGCCAGUAUCUCUCGUGUUGUACAGCAGAGUCAGACGAUCCCAGGAUUCCUCCAGAGAGAUGCAGUCAGGAAAAUAGGACCUUUACUGCUGGAUCGCAGUCUGGCGGUCAGAGAGACUGCUGCUGGAGCACUCAGGAAUCUUAGUGCCUGUGGAGGCCCUGAAGUAUGUGAGGACAUGGUGAGACAGGAUGCACUGACUCCUCUGUCUGCUCUUCUGAGGGAGUGCUGUGCUGGCUUUGACGUGAGCUCCUCUCCUGCUGUCAAAGGACAGAAACACACAGUGGAAGACGUCGCCAAUGAGGCUGUAAACUUGCUUUGGAACCUCUGUGAGAGCAGCAGCACAGCUGUGUCUGUGUUUAACAAGGCUGGACUUCUAGAUGUUCUUCUACGCUGUCUACAGAGACAUCCUCAGAAUAUGGAGCUGGGAAUAUCAGCAGCCCAUUGCUUACACACAGUAACAGAAGAGAAUGCAGAGCUGGUGCGCAGUGUGAAUGCAGCAGUAUUUGGGGUCUUGGAAAACAUUCUCUCCUCCACGCACACCAGUAUGGAAUACACUCUUCUGCGAACCCUGGCUGCAGGCUCCUUAUGGAAUCUAAAAAAUGGUCUGUCUUCAGCACAGCAGUCUCAGACACUGACUGCGCUGGCCACCACUCUCUCACACAGCCUCAGUCUGGAUGCAGGAGAGCUCAUUCCAGAGCUGUGGCGUGCUGAAUCUGCCCGUCUGUCUAAAGAGACAACAUCUGCAGCAGAGUCAGAUCACACAGACGAACGACCCGGAGGUCACGAGGCUGAAGAGAUGGAGGAGGACGUGAGAGAUGAGAAGAUGAAUGGAAGAAAAUCUAAUGGAAAAAUGUCAAAAACAAAAAAUGACAUCUCAGAUCUGUUGCCUAGAGACAGACUGGAGUUGCGAGAGGCCAAAGCACUGCUAUCAGCACAGCAGACGUCGCUGGAAAUCAUCGUCAACAUGUGCUGCUCCGAUGAGCCCUCAGAUGAUGAGUGGGAGGAGAUGUCCAGCAGCGAUGAGAGCGAGAUGUGUGCUGAUGGGAUGUCAGACACUAAUUCCAGCUUGUUCUCUCCUCUCUGUCUGUCUGCUGAACUUCACACAACCCUGCUCAACCACAACAUACCUCAACAGGUCUUAAAGAAGGCAGAGUUCCCCAGUGCUGCUGCCCUUGAGAUCUGUAGCAAGGACCCUUGGAAAAACCUCUUGAAAAAGAUGCACCGGGUGCAGUGUCGAGCACUGACGUGUCUCCAUAAUAUCCUUUCCUCUAUGGAUACAGAAUCUCUUGGUGGGGCUUCAGGCCUACAGGCCGUGGCUCAGCACCUCUCAUCGCUGGUCUUCAGCUCAGCAGAGGCAUUAAAGGAUGAGGAGUUCCUGGAGGCUGUGACCAGUGCUCUUCGUUCUCUACUGCAGAUCAUGGCUACCAAAAACAUCCCUCAGUGCAUGACUCCGCACCAGCUAAUGAGUUUUUGUGAGGCUGCCACCAGCUGUGAGCUGGUCAGUGUGAGAGUUAAUGCUCUGGCCAUUCUCGGUAUCACAGGAAGCUCUCUUGCCAAAGAGAAAAACACAGCAGAAACUUUACAGUUGAUUGGAAAUGCAUUAUUGAAUAUCGCAAUGAAGGACUCAAACCUGGUAGUUUGCGGGGAGGCGCUGGAUGCCCUCUUCGACGUGUUUGCGGAUGGCGACGAAGCAGAGAAAGCUGGAAAAAAUAUUAACCUGCUUUCAUCUCUCAAAGCCCUUCAGCCAGGGUUCAGGGCUAAGCUGCGAAAAGAAGGCAGAGGAAAAUACAGCCCUGAUCAGCUUUGUGUUUUGGACAACAUAAGGAUCAACCUGAAGAGAUUCAUCAGCUACUUGGAGGACCUGCAGAGAAAAUGAGAUAGCAGAGAUCACUAGCACAAUUUCUCUGUAAACAUCUCACCUCGUUUUAUUUAGCAUUUUCUGUCCAUACUCCUCUCUGGUUUUCUUUUGAUUUUAUUGUAAUGUGAGAGUGUUUAUGUGAGGAAAUUAAGAUAAAAAAUAAUGUUUGUAAAACCAAACAUAUAUAAGUGCUUUAAUUAAAGCAUAAAAUAUCAUAAUGGUCUCUUGUUGUGGUUAAGUAUUAGGGUGAGCAUUUAGAUUAAACUGAAAAGGGUGAGUUAAUCAAUGUCAUCCAGUCCCAUAACGGAUUCUCUUUGAAUAUUCUGGCUUUUGACCUUCUGGUAAGACUUGUCCUUGUCCUCAGUGAGAUCAUCUGUAAAAUUAUGAUGGAUCAUUGCCCAGGGGUUUCUUUAUAAAAACUGCUAUGUUGCUAUGCUUUCCCUCUCACACCCGGUCCAUAAUAAUGCAACAACAACAAAUGCCUUUGAUGUAACAUUUUAUGGCCCACUGCGGCAGUAGAUUAUCAGAUUUUUAUGAGUUGUAUUAGAUCCCUCAUAAACCUGUCAACGGAGAAAAAAAACUUUGUCCUGUAGAUGUUACGUUAAUGUUUUGAUAACUUAAUAUGUGUCAUAUAUAUAUACAUAUAUAAUCUAAUUUAUUCCUGCGAUUUCAAAGCUGAAUUUUUAGCAUCAUUACUAUUAUUCUAUUAUUAUUUUAAAUUAUUGUUGAAAACAGCUGAGUAGAUUUUUUCAGGUUUCUUUUAUGAAUAGAAAUUUCAGAAAAACAGCAUUUAUCUGAAAUAGAAAUCUUUUGUAACAUUAUAAACGUCUUUAUCGUCACUUUUAAAUAAUUUAAAACAUCUUUGCUAAAUAAAAUUAUUCAUUUCUAUAAUUUCUUUCCUUACCCAAAAAUUAUACUGACUCCAAGCUUUUGAAUGGUAUAGUGUAUAAUGUUACAAAAACUAUAUUUCAGAUAAAUGCUGAUCUUUAUAUUCAUCAACGAAUUCUGAAAAAUAAAAAGAUGUACUCAACUUUUCAAUAUUGAUGAUAAUAAUAAUAAAAAAAAAAUUCUCAAACAACAAAUCAGCAUAUUAGAAUGAUUUCUGAAAGAUCAUGCAACGCUGAAGACUGGAGUAAUGAUGCUGAAAAUUUAGCUUUGAUCAUAGGAAUAAAUUACAUAAAAUGUAUUCAAAUAGCAAGUAGGGUUUUUUUAACAGUAAAAAUAUUUCAUAUUAGUUUUAGUUUGUUUUGGAUCAAAUAAAUGCAGGCCUGGUGAGCAGAAUAAAAAAAUUAUCU
Messenger RNA from Labeo rohita (rohu), 3463 nucleotides. It is a transcript of the gene heatr3, whose product is annotated as HEAT repeat containing 3. NCBI's taxonomy places the organism in Eukaryota, Metazoa, Chordata, Actinopteri, Cypriniformes, Cyprinidae. The record is from RefSeq and is a predicted model, not a curated record. Gene Ontology annotation, biological process: ribosomal large subunit biogenesis; protein import into nucleus. The transcript is spliced from 15 exons. The coding region runs from base 141 to 2186 and encodes 681 amino acids.